Molecule: messenger RNA, 2178 nt
Organism: Humulus lupulus (European hop)
Lineage: Eukaryota; Viridiplantae; Streptophyta; Magnoliopsida; Rosales; Cannabaceae
Product: zinc finger protein SHOOT GRAVITROPISM 5
Exons: 3
Coding region: 368-1870 (500 amino acids)
Cellular component (GO): nucleus
Molecular function (GO): DNA-binding transcription factor activity
Source: RefSeq, a predicted model, not a curated record
UCAACCUUACCUGCUCAAGGUGAGGGGUCAAUGAAAUAAAAAAGAUUAGGAGAAAGAGAAAAAAAAAAGAAAGAAAGAAAAAAAAAAGAAAAGCUUAAAAAAGCCUUAAAGUUUAAAGAAAGUUGAUUGCAGAAAGCAAGAGCUUUUGCCUACUUUCUUUUUCCUCUCUCUUUCUUUCUUUCUUUUCUCUCUAUGUGAGUAAAGCUGAACCCACUAUUCUAACUUCACCAGCUGUACAAUUUUUUUUGUGUUAUAGUCUCCACUUAAAACACACAAACAAAAUACCCAAAAAGAAGAAAAACAAAAAAAAAGGGAAAAAAAAUUUAUAUAGAAAAAGAUUUUUUUUUUCCUCACACACACCCACUCCAUGCUAGAAAACAACAACAAUACUGCUUCUUCUUCUGGUGCUGCUGAUCCAUCUUCUUCUUCUGAUCAUCAUCAUCAAAAUCAUAAUCAUCAUCACCAUCAUCAAAGCCACUAUGGUUUUCCUCAUAAUUCUUCUGAAAAUGGGGUCAAUACCAAUACUAACAGCAACAGCAAAAGAAAACGAAGACCAGCAGGCACACCAGAUCCAGACGCAGAAGUGGUAUCCCUCUCGCCGAAGACGCUGCUGGAGUCGGACCGGUACGUGUGCGAGAUCUGCAACCAAGGGUUCCAACGGGACCAGAACCUGCAGAUGCACCGGAGGCGGCACAAGGUGCCGUGGAAGCUUCUGAAAAGGGAAACCCAAGAGGUGAAGAAGAGAGUGUUCGUUUGUCCGGAGCCGAGUUGCCUCCACCACGACCCCUGCCACGCUUUGGGAGACUUGGUUGGGAUCAAGAAACACUUUCGCCGAAAGCACAGCAACCACAAGCAGUGGGUCUGCGAUAAGUGCUCCAAAGCCUACGCCGUUCAAUCCGAUUACAAGGCCCACCUCAAGACUUGCGGUACCCGAGGCCAUUCUUGUGACUGUGGUCGUGUUUUUUCAAGAGUUGAGAGUUUCAUCGAGCACCAAGACAGUUGCACGGUCAGGCAAGUCCGGCCGGAGCUACAGGCCCUUCAACCAGCAGCCACCGCAGCCGGCUGCUCCUCUCGGACGGCUUCGAGCACGAGCCCGUCCAGCGACGCUAAUUUCAGCAAUAUUGCCGGGCCAUUCCCCACCGGAAGAGUACUCAAUUUCCCAAAACCGACCGAACCAAACAUGUUCUUAAGCUCGCCAUCGGAGAGAGGAGCCACCACCACCGCCACUACUAAUAAUAACAGUACUACUAAACACUCGGGCAUCACUGUGAAUUCCACCAAUAACCAGCUGCACCAGCAAAAUCUGCUCGAGCUUCAGCUGCUUCCGUCUUCGUCCGACGCUCUCGGUCUUUCGACUCACAACGCUUCGGAAGAGAAUUACGCCACUCAUUUGAAGCUCUCGAUCGGGUCUUUCGACGCCGGAAAGAGCGAAUUACAACAGAAUAACAGUAACAAUAAACCGAGUAGUAAUGCUAGGAUUAGUACUCGUGAUCAGCAGCAGCAAGCGAUGGUGGCAUUGGAAGUGUCUAGGAUGAGAGAUUAUGCUAACGAGGAGAUGAAAUUGGCUAUGGCGGAGAAGACGUACGCGGAGGAAGCUCGGCGAGAAGCGAAGCGGCUGAUUGAGAUGGCGGAGAUGGAGUUCACUAACGCCAAGAGAAUAAGGCAGCAAGCUCAGGCUGAGCUAGAGAAGGCUCAGUUGCUUAGAGAGCAAGCCACCAAGAAAAUAAGCUCAACCAUUUUGCAAAUCACUUGCCAAGCUUGUAAGCAGCAGUUCCAAACGACGCCGUCCGCGUUUGGACCGUCCGACGAAACGACGUCGCUUGCUAUGAGUUACAUGUCGUCCGCUACUACUGAAGGAGAAGGAGAGUAGUAAGAGUUGGCCGAGAAAAAAAAAAAAAAAAGAAAGAAACGUUAUGGUAAUAAUACAGUCAUUUUACUCAAAAAAAAAAAGUUUCUUUUAUUAUUAUUAUUAUUAUUUUAUUUUAAUUUUUCAUAUCCUUAUAUAUUUGAAAAUGAAAUGAAACUCUCUCUCAUAAUGAUCUUUGUUUUUUACUCUUGUCGUCAGCUAUUCCUUUUUCUUGUGUCGUUAAUGUAGGGCUCUUUAUUUCUGGCCAUUAUUGUUGGGUGUGGUGACUAUAAUUAAGUAGUGUUGUGUUAUUAUAUUGGGUCUUUUUUUUU